GGGACCCAGGCUGUACGUGCCCCCCGCCUCCCAGGAUUGCAGUGGCCCCAGCCCGAGGGGUUUUCCUGCUGCAGGGGGGACACUCGCUGCUUGCAUGGUGACCGCGAUGUCCUGAAGGGGCCCAGGAAGGAGGCAGCGGCUGGGUCAGGACACCUGGCCCAGGGAAGGAGCAGCCGGAGGUGCAGCCAUUCGCUGCUGUGACUCUGGGCCGGCCUGGGCUCCCGGCCCCGCUCUCCGGCCAGGUCAAAGUAGCCGCAGGGCCAGGUGCCCCCUCCCCGCCCCCAGCGCCGCCCGUGGAUGGGACUCCUGCCAGCUGGGCUGCUUUGCUGGCCACAAAUCCUGGCCCGAUGCCUUGGCGAUUUGCCCAGUCGUCACCUGCCCUUGGUGCCAUGGGGCUGAGACCCACAGGGGAUGUCUUUGCCCCCUGCCCAAUCCUCUGCAGGGCACGGUCCGUCAGGGCUCAUUUCUCACCAUGCCAGCCUCAAGCUAGGGCCCCUGUGUGCUGCAUGGACAGCCGUGCCCCCCCACUCAGACACACCCCACCACUGCGACAGCCCCAUCUUAGCCCCAUCUUAGCCGGACGCCUCCAGGCACAGCCCCCUGCAGCCCCCACCUGUGCAGGCCAGCUCAGGGCUAGCGUUUCGCCCCUGAGCUGUGGCCACAGGGCCGAUCUGCAAGCGGUGGGUGCAGAGGGGGCCUCAUGUCAGAGGGGGCCUGUGGGGAGCCCCCACCCUGCCAUGGUCUGUCUGGAUGCAGCGGGGGCUCCUGGAGCGGGGGGAUAGUGGGUUUGCCCUGUGCCAUGGGACUGAGCAGCCUGUCCCUGGGGGCACCCCCCACUGCUCCCCAAGUGCGAUCCAGUUUGUGGCAAGGUGCCCAUGACUGGGCACAGAUGCCGGCCUGGGGGUUGCCGCAUAGUGGUUCUUGUGCUGAGCUGUGGUUGUCCAAAUCCAGCUGAGGGAGUCUGAUGGACCCCAGAUACCCUCUCCCAAGCCACGGGGUCUGACCCACAGGCAGGGUGACGACUGACAGGGCCCCAGGGCUGAGCAGGGGCCUCCUUUGGGGCUGGAAAUGGGGGGGUGGGCAGUGGUGCUGGCAAUGGCGGUGCUGCCCCUGACUUGGCGAAGUAAUAACCCAAAUCUGGGGUUUCCAUCACCAGCGCCCCCUCGACAACACAUGUUCCAGUGUCCCCCCACGGUCUCUGCCUGGAGGGCCUGGCGCUCCGGGGGCUCGGAGGUGCACCGUGCCACGGACAUGUGCGGCCACGCCAGCGCCUCUGACUCGUCAGGGACGGACGCGGCUCGGCUGCUGGGCGCCCUUUGUUGGGGCAAGCUCCACAGGGCCUCCUGCCGCCUGCUCCUGGCACUGCUCUGCUCGCUGGCUGCGGCCCGGCAGAGCGAGCCCCUGUGCUGCCACCAGAAGACCUGCCCAUGCCGUGUCUACGACCUGCUGCACGGUCCGGGCAAGCACGCUGCCGGCAUCCUCACCAUGGGCAAGAGGAAGAGCGGCUCGCGGGCCUUCCAGAGCCAGCUCUACGACCUGCUGCACGGCCCGAGCAAGCACGCUGCAGGCAUCCUCACCAUGGGCAAGAGGAAGAGCGGCUCGCGGGCCUUCCAGAGCCAGCUCUACGACCUGCUGCACGGCCCGGGCAAGCACGCUGCAGGCAUCCUCACCAUGGGCAAGAGGAAGAGUGGCUCGCGGGCCUUCCAGAGCCAGCUCUACGACCUGCUGCACGGCCCGGGCAAGCACGCUGCAGGCAUCCUCACCAUGGGCAAGAGGAAGAGCGGCUCGCGGGCCUUCCAGAGCCAGCUCUACGACCUGCUGCACGGCCCGGGCAAGCACGCUGCCGGCAUCCUCACCAUGGGCAAGAGGAAGAGCGGCUCGCGGGCCUUCCAGAGCCAGCUCUACGACCUGCUGCACGGCCCGAGCAAGCACGCUGCAGGCAUCCUCACCAUGGGCAAGAGGAAGAGCGGCUCGCGGGCCUUCCAGAGCCAGCUCUACGACCUGCUGCACGGCCCGGGCAAGCACGCUGCAGGCAUCCUCACCAUGGGCAAGAGGAAGAGUGGCUCGCGGGCCUUCCAGAGCCAGCUCUACGACCUGCUGCACGGCCCGGGCAAGCACGCUGCAGGCAUCCUCACCAUGGGCAAGAGGAAGAGCGGCUCGCGGGCCUUCCAGAGCCAGCUCUACGACCUGCUGCACGGCCCGGGCAAGCACGCUGCCGGCAUCCUCACCAUGGGCAAGAGGAAGAGCGGCUCGCGGGCCUUCCAGAGCCAGCUCUACGACCUGCUGCACGGCCCGGGCAAGCACGCUGCCGGCAUCCUCACCAUGGGCAAGCGGGCAGAGCUGGUGCCAGAGCAGCCAGCCCCGGCCUGCCGGGCUGCCUUCCCCGGCCCCUCCGGCACUGGCACCCUGCUGCCUCCAGCCACGUGUGCCACCAAGGCUGACCCCACCAACACCUGGGAGUGCCUGAGCCAGCUGGGCAAGGACUCGGCCAAGGGCCAGCACAGGGGGGCUGCAACGAGCUUUUCCUGAAGUGGCCAGGGAAGCCGCAGCCCGGGGGCGGGGGAGCGGGGGAGGAACCGCAGCAACUCUUUUAAUGACUGUGGGCACCACGGGCCAUUUACAAAUAAACCCAGCCUGAGGCUCAC
This is a messenger RNA of Dermochelys coriacea (leatherback sea turtle), 2645 nucleotides long. RefSeq names its product hypocretin neuropeptide precursor (gene HCRT). Gene Ontology annotation, biological process: feeding behavior; neuropeptide signaling pathway. Lineage: Eukaryota; Metazoa; Chordata; Testudines; Dermochelyidae. The record is from RefSeq and is a predicted model, not a curated record. The transcript is spliced from 2 exons. Bases 1069 to 2529 code for a protein of 486 amino acids.